Messenger RNA from Gadus chalcogrammus (walleye pollock), 4952 nucleotides. RefSeq names its product LON peptidase N-terminal domain and ring finger 2 (gene lonrf2). Lineage: Eukaryota; Metazoa; Chordata; Actinopteri; Gadiformes; Gadidae. The record is from RefSeq and is a predicted model, not a curated record. Bases 1126 to 3495 code for a protein of 789 amino acids. The transcript is spliced from 13 exons. Gene Ontology annotation, molecular function: protein binding.
AAUCGGGGGCACCGUUCACGCGUCACCUGACGGAUUGUGUGUUUCUCUGGAUUUGCUGUUGUCUCGGUCCGAGCGACUGGAAGGCUGGUCGGCUAGCACAACAUUGAGGUCCUUGGAGUUAUUGUUCAUUUUUCAAUGUUACAACCGCGGUAUCCGUGUGUAUACGGUACAGUAAUAUGCGCGAGGGCGAGUGAGUGCGACAGAUCAUAAGGUUUGUUUGAAUCCUCCUGAAAUAAGGACUUUGGAUAAGAAGGAAUAGGAGCGGCUGACGCUAUUAGGGUUAGCCUCGCUGUUUGUAUUGGAAAGUGGCGUUCAAGUGCCAUCGGAACUCCUAGCUUCUUCGCAUCUCGUCAUGAAGAAAGAGGAUGUAUUUGGAUCGAUUGUGAGUCCAGAAUUUCUCAUCCUGGUCCUGUUUGGAGUCAGAGUUUGCGUAAAUUAUUGGAAAUAUUUGCAAUGACGAUAACGAGUGGCUUAUGUCGUGAAUCUAGGUUAAACCCAAGCACAGAUACAAGGAAACUACCUCAAGACAAUUCCACCGCCUCCAAGUCAUGUAGCCUUCCCAGUUGAAUCGAAUACAGAAUAUCAAGCAGAUAAAUCUCAAGAGACGAAACGCUCUUCAAAUUAGCCUAAACUUAUUUGCUUGAGGAGUGAAUUUGCUCCAAAAUUGAUUUGUUUGCUGGCAGAAUUGCUGGCAGAAUUGCCGACAGGUUUCCCUGUUUCGUAUGCCCUCACUGAUGAGGACGAUCAUUAACACGUCGAACGUAUUAAUGAUCGGGCUAUAAUAAGACCACUUUGGCUAUGUAAUCGCUGACCACAGGAGACAUUUCAUAGUUGGUGAAAACCGGGAUAUUUUAGGUCCCCAACAGGCUUUUGUCGUGAGUCGGGACACGCAACUCAUAACCGGGACGUCUGGUCACCUUCAAUUAAUUCCGCCCUCCCACUUUGUUGUCGACUUUUGGAUACUAGGGCUAUAAGCAGAAGCCGCACAUUGAAAUCGGUCUUUAAAAAAUGUGGACUUACGGACUUGGGCUCAUAUUACCCGGAAUGAGGCCAAACUUCUCUCCACCUAUCUGCGGAACAUAACCGACGCCCGUGUCCUUGAAGAGAACUGACCACUGCGAAAAGAUGGCGACAGAAAGCCAACCCCUUCAUGGAGAACUGUUUGUCCACCCGCUCUCCAACCCCCAAGCCUCGGGGAUAUGCCCGGAGAUGCUGGAGGUGGCCGAAGUGGCCAACCUGGCCGGGGACUUCAGCCUUGCCGUGGAGAUCUACAGCUCCCAGCUCGCUGACCUCCAGCAGCCCGACCGGGGCCUCUGUCUGCGGAAGGCCGACUCCCUGGCCCGGGCCGGGCGCGUCUCCGAAGCGCUAGACUCUUAUUGCACGGCGGCAAACCUGGAGAAGCUGCGCCCGGACGAGCUGCGAUUGCUGGUGGAAAGCAUAGCCCGGACUCUACGCGAGAAGGAGUUGAAUAUCAGUAGUGGGAAUGGGAAUACUGCUUGUCAAGUGAAAACAACAGGUAACGGGGCCGCGGACGGGGCCGAGAGAGACGCUGAGUGGUUUGAAGAGGAACCCCUUGACAUGUUCUCCUGUCACCUGUGCCGGUGUCUGUUGCACGAGCCCGCCACCCUGGACUGCGGCCACACUUUCUGUAGACUUUGCCUGGUGGACGUGAAAGACUGCAUACAUUGUAAGCGUAAACUGGAUAAAAACGACGCCGAUGGGGGUCAGAGGAUCAACGUGGUUCUCAGUGGCCUGCUGGAGAAGUGGUUCGAGGCGGAGAGUGGGGCCAGGAAACACUGGGUAGAGGCGCAGGGUUUGUGGAAGAAACUCAAGUACACGGACGCACUUCAUCACUUCAACAAAGCAGUCGCGCUUGCACCCUCCUUAGGCAGUCUGCGGAUGCAGCGGGCGAAGUUGCACAUGGAGAUGAGCAACUAUAGCCUGGCUGUCCAGGACUCCACCAGCCUUUGCCGGAGCAAACCGCUCUCACCCAAGGCUCACCACCUGAUGGCUUCAGCCCUCACUAAGGCGGGUCGUAAGGAUGAGGCGUUGCAGGAGUACUUCCUGUGUGUCGCGCUCAAACCCAAUUGUACCAAAAUCAAGCUGGAGGCGCAGACGGUGCUGAGCGAACUCUUCUCCUCUGUGUUCGAGAGGGAUGAUCGGCCCACCCCCCUCCACCCACUGCAGGGGGGGGGCACCUCACGCCUAAUCAAACCCCCUGCCCUCUUCAGCUCCCUCAGCACUUUCACCCCCAGACUUGGCUGGUCUUCUACGGAGUCGGAGCUCAGCGCGUCGAAGGCUCCUCCAGCCGGCAACACCUCCCCCAGCCCCCAUUCUCUCUCUCCCGGAGGAGACGCCUCUGGGGGAGGAGGCAGAGGAGGGGAUGGGAAGGAGGGCAGCAGUAAGAGCCUGCUAAGUGUCCUGGCAGCCCUACCAGCACCUCCUGGUGGCCUGAAAAGGAGGUACAGUGGAGAGGGAACUUCAAUCUCCUUCUGCCCACGCUCCAAGAUCUCCAGACCAGAAGCGGGGUGCAGCUCACAGAGCCCGACAGCCGGGAAGAACUGCGGGAGAACGGUUCCAAGCGAGCUGCUAGACAGUGUUGACAUGGAGUGUUCUCUCUGCAUGAGGCUGUUCUAUGAGCCGGUGGCGACGCCCUGCGGCCACACCUUCUGUCUGAAGUGUCUCGAGCGCUGCCUGGACCACAACCCCAACUGUCCGCUCUGUAAGGAGAACCUGGCCGAGUAUCUGGCGACUCGGGGGUACAACAAGACCCUGCUCAUGGAGGAAGUGCUACAGCGUUACCUUGGAGACGAGCUGGCAGAGAGGAAGAAGAUCCACGAGGAGGAAAUUAAGGAACUUUCAAAUCUGAACCAGGAGGUGCCCAUCUUCGUGUGCACCAUGGCCUUCCCCACCAUCCCCUGUCCGCUGCACGUGUUCGAGCCACGCUACCGCCUCAUGAUCCGCCGCUCCAUGGAGACCGGCACCAAGCAGUUCGGCAUGUGCAUCGCCGACGACCUCAAGGGGUUCGCCGACUACGGCUGUAUGCUUGAGGUGCGUGACGUGAAGUUCUUUCCCGACGGUCGUUCGGUGGUGGACACCAUCGGUGUGUCGCGGUUCAAGGUGCUGAGCCACGGCCAACGAGACGGCUAUAACACAGCGAAGAUAGAGUACCUGGAGGACAAGAAGGAGGAGGGGGAGGAGCUGCUGGAGCUGCUGAAGCUGCAUGACUCUGUGUAUGAGCAGGCUAACAGCUGGUUUACCUCCCUCCGAGACGCCAUGAAGAACCAAAUCGUCAGCCACUUCGGACACCUGCCCACCAAGGACCCCGAGCCCCAGGCUUUACCCAGUGGCCCCGCCUGGUACUGGUGGCUCCUGGCGGUUCUCCCCCUGGAGAGCCGGGCUCAGCUCACCAUCUUGGCUAUGACCUCCCUCAAGGACCGGCUGGUUGCCAUUCGCCGGGUCCUUAUUUUCGUCACGAGGAAGAAGCCCCGGUGAGGGCCUGGAGGAUGUCUGGACCUUAGCCCCCAGGAAGCCCCUUCCUCUCCUGACCUCUCUGGCCCUGGGGGCCCUCAAUCUGCCCCAAGAGAUUUGCCUUCUGACCGCGUACUGCAGCAUCAGAACAUGUAUGAAUGUUCCUGAACUCUGAAGUACUCCAGUCAGCGCCUGAAGAACCAUGACGCAAAGUGUUUGGUUUUUCCCUGUCAUCUGCUACUCCUCCGUCCAUCUCUGUCUCUGAUCUGAUCUGUUGCUCAUCUAGCUUGAUCAUCUCAGCCCUGGCCCUUUGAGGAGCCGUGUUUUGUCAACAUCACUGCCAAUUUAGGUCUGUAUUUAGGAAAGAAAAAUGACCGUUAGCUGAUGGUGAUUCCAUCACAUGAUUUGGCAGAAGCAACGUAGUGGUUGGCUAAACUAAAGGGGACCGACUAUAGCGGCCUGUGGUGCUCCACACCCCCACAAAUGAGGUGUGCCCAAACCUUUGACUCAGCAAAAGUUUGGUUUGAAGUGUUUGAGUCAUACAAUAUACUCAAAAGGUUAAGGAAAAUAAAAACAUACCCUAUACCUAUCUACCUCUAAAAUAUACAAUCUGAUGUACAACCAAUUUGAGAAUUUCCAGAUUGAAUGUAUUAGUUUGCUUUACUUGCUUUCAAGGGUAGGAAAGCACUAAAACCUAAUUAGAGUCCCAAUACAGGACAGAAUUAAAUAAGGCACUGUUUGGUUUUCUCAUGGCAAAUUUGUUUUUUAGAUUUUUAGGAAGAUUGUUAGGUUGCGCUGGAGAUGACUGACGGAAAUGUCAGAGGUCUGAGGAUUGGACUGCUUCACAUCUCUUUGUCUUACUCUGUGAGUGUCUCUCGUGUUGUCCUGUUAUGAAUUGCUGUCCGUCAAUGUAUAUCGGAGGCCAUUGUGAAGUUUUAUCUGGGAUGUACUUUCACUCGUUUUCUCCGUCUCUACAUCAGUCAGUCCCUCUAUCUCGGUCUCUGCUCGGUCUCUACCUCUUUCUCUCUCUGUCUCUGUCCCUCUGUCUCCACCUCUGUCUGUCUCUGCUCUGUCCCUGCCCAUUUAGGUGUUAACGAUGGCUGUUGUGAGCACUCUGGGGUGGGGUUAAGAUGCGUUCCCCCUGUAUAUUUGUAAAGGGAGAUGUUGUACUUCAUUUUUUUAAUUGCAUAUUAAAUAAAACUCAUUUACACUUGGGCUCUGCUUCUCCCUAUCUGCUCCACAAUACUCAAAAUAUGACAGGAAACUACAUAUUAAGAGACUCAUGUAAUACACAUGUGGCCUGCAUAGUGACAUCGAUGUAGUUGUGGACGAUUUCCGCUGAAUGGAACGGCAAGUGUUGGCCACUAGGUGGCAUUGUUGCAUUAUGCUGCUACAGAGAAACGGAGGGCAUGGAGUUCGUCCAGGGAUGAAUUUUUCUUGGUCAACAGACAGAAAGAGCGAGAGAAAUAGAAAUGCAGAAG